Molecule: messenger RNA, 2678 nt
Organism: Psylliodes chrysocephalus
Lineage: Eukaryota; Metazoa; Arthropoda; Insecta; Coleoptera; Chrysomelidae
Source: the annotation of a GenBank genome assembly
CAACGAUAUUUAAUUACACAAACAAUUUUACUGUCACAAUACGUUUCAGGUAUUAUUAUUCUUUUCAGAGCUUUCAGUUUCUUGUUAUGUGUAAAAAAAGACCACAUGUGAAUUUAAUUAAAAAAUUCUUAUGGCUGAAGUGCAUAUAAUAGGACAAAUAUGUCAAGCCAAAGAUUUUCCUAAACAACGUUUAUUUUGCAGGUGGCAUUUGCAAGUUGGAAACAAUUGGAGACAUAUAUCUGGUAAAAAGGAAGGACAAACGCAAGUUAGUUGGUCUGAUUUCGAUAAUAUUUGUAAAUGGUCUUUUCCUAUUGACAUCCAUUUAGCAACUUCAGGAAUUAGAGGUUGGCCAAAAAUAUUCAUUGAAGUAUACCAUUUUGAUUGGCUAGGUCGUGGUCACAUAUUUGGCUAUGGAGUUGUGACCAUUCCUACUAGUCCAGGAACUUACAAUCUCGAUUGUUACACGUGGAGACCUUUCGGAUCUAUUAAACAGCGUUUUUUUCAAUACUUUCUAGGUGGUGGGGUUCAAUUAAAACAUCCCGAACAAGUAUUUUCGGCAGGAGAACGAUAUAAACUAUCAACAGAGGCUAUGGGAGUUGUAAGUUUUGAUAUCAACGUCGUUUUUAGGAAUUUCGUGAACUAUGGAGUCGAAUAUUAAGAAAAAGAUAGCGCUCACUAUUUUUAUUUAUUUCGUUGUUACUUGUUUUGGUAAAGAAAUUAUCAAAAUUGAAGAACUCGCUAGUACUGAGGUUACUAGCAUUUCUACAACUACUGAUGCUAAUUUUAAAGGUGAAAAUGUUACUGAAGAAUAUACUACGUCUGAAUUUUAUAAUGAAAAAACUACAAUUAUACCUUUGUACAAUAAUGAAACGGUUCCAAAUAAAGUAGCCAAUACUAAACAAGUUUCACCUGAUUUUGACUUUUGUGCAUGUGAUCUGCAGCUAAACAUCUGCGACUUGAAUUGUUGCUGCGAUCAAGAUUGUUCUUCUCAAGAUAAAGAAGUUUUUGAACAGUGUGAAGUUGAGCCUAGAUAUUACGAUGCUCGGUAUUGCGACUAUGUGAAAUAUAUUUAUAUCAAUAAUACCCGUUUCGAAUGGGAAAUUAACCAAAACGGAUUAUUUUGCGUUGUUAAAAGUAACACUCCUCCAUCUUUUAUACUGCAAAGAAAACAUCCAUUAAAAACGUUUGAAGAGUCCGAAUAUGAGAAAAAUAAUAAAUUUUCAUGGCCACAAUACACUCAAGGUGGCGAUUCUUUUAACUCUAGUAGUAAAUUUAUUUAUGGAAGUCCUAUUUGGUACGUAGAUCAAAAGGGCUUACAUAAAUUUGAUGUUCCGAACAGUUUCAUAACGAAUCGGUGUUUAAUCAAAGAGAAUAUUUUUUAUUUAAAAAAUAUUCAUACAAGUUGCUCUCAAGUCGAUUUAUCUCAAGAAAAUUCGCAACUUAGUUUGAAAUAUUAUAUUGAUAAUGUAAGAUUUGUAGCUGUUCCAAAAUUAUUUAACAUAACUAAGUACAAGGACAAACUAUUAGAGAGCUGCCCCAAGAACGUCUGUUUAUCUAUUACUCCAAAAAUUUGUGACGAAUCAUUUACCCACUGUGCUAAUUUAUCAAAAAACGAUUCUAGAAUUAAUAUUAGAUGCAAUUUAAGUAUAAAAGACAAAAGUACCACUUGCGUAAGUGUGGUAAAAAAAUUAAAAUAUAUUUUUUAUCAUAAUGGAACGAAAGGUUUGACAGAUAUUUUAUUACUAACAUAUUUAGAUGAGAUAUCUUACGAAUUUGGGACCGAUGUACCGCAAAUAAAUCAAGACUUUUUUGUGAACUUUUUCUGGAGUAAUAUUACAACAAAAAGGCUUGUAAGUUUAAGCGGUAAUCCAGGUUAUUUGAUUGGAAGGCCAAUAGCAAUUGGUAUCUUAGAGAAUCUUAAAAACGGAACCGAUACGUUAUUGUCAAUAAAAAGGAAUGUAUCUGAAUAUACCGACAGUUUCUUGACUAUUCCCAAAAAUUUAAACGGUUACUGUAUAUUCACGUCCUCUGAAUAUUUGAGUAUAGAAUUUGGUUAUAACGUGUUAACUCGAUGUCAAUUCCAAAAAACCGUUUAUAACCAUAAAAAAGUUGUUAAUGGUACAGAACUAUGUAGAACGUUACAAAAAUCAAUAUUGAAAAUCUGGAAUAUACAUAGUAACAAAAUGGUAGGAUCCUUUGGUAACGCUGACAUUAAAAAACCUGACGAUUGGCAGAAAAUUUUAUACAAAAAGCUCCCUCAAACCAUAUUAAAUACUACUCUAGGAGAAUAUUAUCCAAAAAAUAAUUCAGUAUUGUGUAAAAGUAUGAUUAAAUCCUUGAACAUGGAUAUUUUUCAUUCCAGAGUUGAUGUUGGAUCUUUAAUAAAUCAAGAAAAAAUUUUAGCUUUAACUCUAUCUUUCGAUGACUCUGCAAGCUAUUCGCUACCAUUUAAAAAAGAUGAUAAUUCUUUGCUGUUAAAUACCGAAUUGGAACUCCGAGUCAGUUUCUAUGAUUUAACUGUUAAAAAAGAAAGAAAAGUUGUCGAUCCACCUAGUUUGGAUAUAAAAUUACCCUAUGACUUUUUUUACCCUUUCGUUAGAAUUAAUAAUAGUGGUAAUCAAUUUGCAUACAAUUUUUUGAAUUUGAUAAUUUUGUUUAUUGUCUUAUAUUUAAAAUAA